GUCAGUAGAAGCCCGCCCCCGGCUGGGACCUGGGAACCUGGAACAGGCUAAACUUGAGGCUCGGGAUAGAUAUUUGAAUGCCUCCCAAAUUGCGGUCCUAUCCCUCAGAGGCAGGGAGAGGAGCGGAGUGCGUGCGCGAGCGCUUACGUCGCCUCGAGCUCUGUGCUGGGAUAAUCAGGAGUUGGGCUGAGCCGAGUCCUCUUUUAGCAGCAGCAGCCGGCACAGGAGUGGCAGCAGCAGCCCCAGGGACGCGCGGGACCCAGCGGCUCGGAGCGCACGGGGACAGCUGGUGCCGGGGCCGCGCCAGUGCCACCGCUUGGGCGCACAAAGGUAAAGGCGGCCGCAGCCCUUGUGGCCUGCCUGGUCCCGGCGGCGUUCCCGUCCUCUCCCUCCUUCCUUUCCCGAAGGCGAAAAUGGCUGGGCCGGGCGAGGACCUGGGACAGCAGUGGUCCUAGCUCAGCGGGUCCCCACCCUUCCUGCUGACAGAGGCGGCGGGCUGUCCUUGGAUGAGGUGGCCGAGGCUGCUCCCUGGCGAAUCCUCAGCCGGGUCGCAGCCACCGGCUCUCUCUGCUUGCUCCAUCCCUCGGAGAGGAGUUGAUGCUGGCAUCACCCCCGCCACCGCCACCACCUCCGCGGAAGCCAGUGCUGAUGGAUGCUGGGGAGUGCCGCAUUGCUUAAUGUCCCCGCCUCCGGGUUUGCUGGCACAUCCUUCAGCGGGGACGCAGCAGCAACCCGGUGUUGGGGCUGAGAUGUGCCUGGGGUUUGCUUUCCUUGCAUCUUACAAGACAAGAGAAGAAGACAGAACCAAGACCCGAAGCGCCCUUGCUAAGUGGAAUUAGGGUUUCAUUCAUUCUUUCUUUUUUCCCCUUUUAUUCAGAGAUAAAGGGCAAGAGGCAGGCUUUCAGGGCCUGCCCAGAGGCCCACUUUUAAUGGGAGGCGUUGUUUUUUAGAGGGGCUGGGGUUAGAAGUUUAGAUACUCUCCAGCAAAGCUGUGGGGUGGGGAAAAGCAGGAGCAACAGGGUACUUGACUGAACGCGAAGAGGAACCAUUUCCUGUACAGGAGAGGAAGCAGACAGCAGCUAGGAGGACUGGGGGCCUGAGUGUGGUGUGGAGGUGGCAAGGGCCAGGUGUGUUGUUGGACACAAAAGGAGAGCUUCAGGGUGGACAGCUUGGGCACAAGGUAACAAUGACUCAUUUGCAAGCUGGUCUCUCUCCUGAGACCCUGGAGAAAGCCCGCCUGGAACUCAAUGAGAACCCAGACACUCUGCACCAGGACAUCCAGGAGGUGAGGGACAUGGUCAUCACUAGGCCAGACAUUGGCUUUCUGCGCACCGAUGACGCUUUCAUCUUACGCUUCUUGCGGGCCCGGAAGUUUCAUCACUUCGAGGCUUUCCGCCUCUUGGCCCAGUACUUUGAGUAUCGGCAACAGAACCUGGAUAUGUUCAAAAGCUUCAAGGCGACUGACCCUGGUAUCAAGCAGGCACUGAAGGAUGGCUUUCCUGGGGGCCUGGCCAAUCUGGACCACUAUGGGAGGAAGAUUCUAGUCCUUUUUGCUGCCAACUGGGACCAGAGCAGGUACACACUGGUGGAUAUUUUGCGUGCCAUCUUACUUUCUUUAGAAGCCAUGAUUGAAGAUCCAGAGCUGCAAGUAAAUGGAUUUGUUUUGAUCAUAGACUGGAGUAACUUUACCUUCAAGCAAGCUUCUAAGCUUACACCAAGCAUGCUUCGACUUGCCAUUGAAGGCCUUCAGGACAGCUUCCCCGCAAGAUUUGGAGGAAUUCAUUUCGUCAACCAACCUUGGUAUAUCCAUGCCCUGUACACUGUGAUCCGGCCUUUCUUGAAGGAGAAGACUCGGAAAAGGAUAUUUUUGCACGGUAACAACCUGAACAGUCUACACCAACUAAUUCAUCCUGAGAUCCUGCCUUCUGAGUUUGGAGGAAUGUUGCCCCCAUAUGACAUGGGGACGUGGGCAAGAACCCUGCUAGACCAUGAGUAUGAUGAUGACAGCGAGUACAGCGUGGACUCCUACAGCAUGCCUGUGAAGGAAGUAGAGAAGGAGCUCUCCCCGAAAUCCAUGAAGAGAUCACAAUCAGUAGUGGACCCCACAGCACUAAAACGCAUGGAUAAAAGUGAAGAAGAAAACAUGCAGCCUUUACUUUCUCUGGACUAAGAACUUCUCCACCCCCUACCCCACCGAUUAGAAAUGGGAGGUACUGGCUUUCAGCAACAGGACAGCACUGUGGCAUUUACCUGCUGGAAAACCUUAUCCAUGUUAAUGUAGCAUAAUGCAUAAGGCAUCUGGCUUUCACAUUUGCCUAAACCAUGGGUGCCCCGGGCUAGAUUUUAAAAAGUCAAUAAUUUAUUCUGUAAGUGCCAAGUUCUUUGUAAAUACAAUAUAGUCUUCACAUCAAGUUUGUAAAUUUUGGUAGUAAUUUAAUUUGGGAAAGAUUGACUCACAAGUUUGAGCCAGUGAUAUGGACUAUAAUAAUAAGCAUAAAGACACAUACACUAUGGAAUUUAAUUAAAUGUAUCCCUGUUUCCUAUGAAGCCAUAUUUCUGCUAUCAUAGUGAAUUGUCUCAUCGUCUUUCUCUGAAACACUGUCAAUAUUCAAACAUACUUGGGCACAGUAAACAAUUAUUCCAGGAAAUUGCUAUGAUUAAUGUUUUCCUGUUCAGUGGUUUUCAUUUCAGAGGAACUAUCCUAGAGCCAUCAUUGACUGCAUUCUGAAGAAAAAGAGUGGAUAUAAGCUGGUGAACAAAAAAACUGGAGCUUUUCUCUAUUGUUUGAUUCACAGAGUCUUGCAAGACAAUUUAUUUCCCCACUCAAGAUGUGGAAUUCUGAAAAAAGGAUGGAUAUUUGUCUAAAUUGUUGUCUUCACAAUGUUCCAUUUGGCUAAGGUCACAUUGUAAUCCUUGUCUGAUGUACUUUAGAAUAUUUUCAUCUAAAAUUCAUUGACCAAGAAAAUGAGAAUUAGUUCCUGAAUAAUUUUGACAGCCAAUUUUGAAUAUAAAGUUUAUCACUUACAAAUAGGGAGGGCCUACUUUCACAUCAUUAUGUACUUGCUGAAAAAUAGAUUCACACACAACAUACAUAUUGUUAUUGCAUUCUAAUAAAUUCUCAAUAUGACAGGCUUUGAGAUGUCAUGGAAAAUGACUUUCAGUGAAGUCAAUAAAAAUGAGAACAUGAGACAGACUUCAGGGUACCUAUUCAAGGGAUUUCAAUAUACCAUAAAAUGAAAUCUUGAAUAUGUGGCACCUUAAUGAAUGUGGUUUUUUUCCCUUUUUAAAAAACAACAAACCUCAGUAUAGCAAAGAUACCAGGCAAUGAAAAGCAAGAGUUUUUCUUAAAUUUAAGUUAAUUAUCAUGUUGUUCUUUUAUGCUUACAUUUUCUUUUGAGAAGAGAUUCAAAGUACAUGACAUUUGACAGCUAUAAUGAAAGUGUUGGAGAGCAUCUAAGACAGCAUAUAACAGUUUAAGUCUAGACUCAAAUUUUUAUAUGAUUUAAAGUUUUAUUUCAUAAAUUGUAUAAUUAUAGCCUAUGUUAAACAUCUCAAUUUAAAUUUCAAAUUCUCGUGUAGAAAGGCAGGAUUUUUUUAUCACUCUCCUGGCAUGAUGAAUCUUAAGAUUGAGAAUUUACCAUUAUUCUUUCAAAAAGAACAUAUCUCCAAGAACUUUUGGAAACUAGUAUAAGCAAAGGCAUAUAACAGCUUUAACAUACACAUUAGCCAAGAACUUAAAAAAAAUCCAGUUAUGUUUAUGCAGCCCGAAAUCUCAAAGUUGAAUUAACACACAGGUCUUAAGCAACAUGGGCUGCCUAAUGCUUAUAAAAUUACAAAGAUCAUGAAUUUUUUUAAAUAUACUUUAAGAAUGGCAACCUUCAGUUGAGUGCAGAACAACAGUGAUGGUCCAGGGACUGUCCAUCCUUGUGGCAGAGAUCAAAGACAAAUGAGAAUUAAAUGCCAGGGCAAUUCUAAGAGAUAAUAACUGAUGCACCAAUAAUUGAUGUGUGUGUUUUUGUCUACCUGACAUACAUUCUACAGCCGUGGACUUUCCUCGUGUUGUAAACAUGCAUCAGGCAGAAGUCAUUGAAAUCAAAUAAGAAUAAUGUAAGCAGGGACAGUGAUGUAUCAGUCUCUUGACACCCAUCGUUUGUUGACAGGUUUCAGAGUCUACUAGCUUCAGAUGUCAUCCAGCAUGGCCAGCAUCCUUCUCCUACCACAAAGUUACUAUCACAUAAAAAUAACUAGUAUCAUCCACACUCUCUCCUAAGCCCAUAUUUGGAAAAUUCUCAUUGGCAUUGCCAAACGUCUGCUCCUCUUUAAAUGAGCAACUGAAAGUUGGCUAGAUGGUAUACAAUAUUCUUUAAAAAAUGAAUGAACAAAUUAAAACAAUGAUGCCUUUUGAUUUUCUAGCAAUGGUUUUAAAGCUGCUUAGUCAAGGGAUAUUUAUUCAAAUUUAUAAAUUUUCCCUUCAGCAUCAGCUUAAAGCACCGUUUAGGCAAAUCUUCCCUACUGCAACAUUUUACAUCAUGUAGCAGUGUUUAUGGUACACGAUCUAGUAAAUAAGCAUGCCCGUGUUCUUCCACACUAGAUGGUUCUGAUGGCUUCUCCUUUUUACUUUGAAUCCUGCAUUUUUGCCAUUAAAAUAGUCUCAUUGCUUGACAUUUGUGAACUUCUAAGAGAUACCAUAUCAAUUUGGAAUAGUCUGGUUGACCAUUGUUCUCUACUUUUUUAAAAAAUGGUGCUGGGCAAGGAACCCAGUCCUGAGCAUAGAGGCAGGCACCCUACAUCUAAGCUAUAUGCCGGAUUCCAAUUUAUAUUUUUCACUUUGUCUGACUUAUCUUUUAUUUCUUUCAGUUGUUUCAAGAACAGCUGCUCCCAAAACUGACUUAUAAAUAAAGAACUCUUAUCAUGUUCUCAGCAACACAUUUUGUUGGCUACCAUAUAAGAUAGUAUCACAAUAUAUACUCUAAGGAAUAUGAAGAAGUGCCUCUUUAAAAACAGAACAAAGCAUCAGUUAUGACAUGCUCAGUUUAUUUUCACACUCUUCCAAAAAACAAACAAACAAACAAAACCCAAGAUAUUCUUCAGUAUUGUAAGGAUAGCACGUAGAUAUCUCUUGAAAAGGAUGUCCAAGGGUGUGGUUUGACAAUUUUCAUCCAGUAUUGUUUGUUGUACAAAAUCAAUGCAGUAAUUUCAAUCCAUGCUAUUUAAAACAGAGCAUUAUGUUAAAACACUAUGAAGAUAUUAAGUAGAGUUUUUUCCAAGCAAGUUGUUGAAAUGGGUAUGCAUGACAUUAUUUCAGCAAUAGUUUGCAUUUGUGUGGGCAGAAGCAUUCCAUAAGCCAUUUCAUAGAAAAUGCUUGUUUACACUAUUAAAAUUCUCAGAUUGCUAAAGAAAAAGGCCAUGUAAGAUGUUCUCUUUAAUAUGAGUAUGCAGGUCACAUAGUUAAAUCCAGCUUUUAAGGUUUUUGUAACAUUCCUAAGGGAACAGAAUUGAUUGUAUAACACUAUGAAAAGGGGAACAUUUAGGCUUCAUGUUACAAGGAAACCUUUAGAGCCAUGGCAGGCUGUUUCUAUUUCUACACACAACUUCAAGUUUAGACUCAUGGUCCGUUAUGAAUAGUGUAUUAAGGAAAUCUGCUGAGAUAGUUAGUACUCCUGCUGCUUUAUUAAAACUGCCUAGUUGGAUUGUUUCAUACUACUCCUUUGCUUCUGUCAUUGAGUGCAUAUUUAUUAAUGAUUCCUUAAAAAGUUGCCCUGAGCCAUGAUGACAUUCCAGAAAGAUUCUCAAUGCACAGUAAGUUGACCCAAGUCCCAGCAUGUGCUGUUUCAACUUUUAGGUGAUAUGGUAUUGAUACUUGAUAUCAGUAAGCCUCAGUCAAACAUUCUAGUUUAGACCUGCUAUGUGCACAGGUGGCCUGAAAUAGCUGUGUGCUCUUUAAACCUUUGAGGCUGUCACAGGAAAAGACACACAUGGGGGGAAAAUGGACUUUUCUUGUUUUCAGUUGAGGAAAAUAGAUUCUCAUAUGCUACUGCAAUGAUUGGUCAUUGCUCAACACUUCAGAUUGGACAAAUAAAUAGAAAUACAAGCAGGCCUUGGCUUUGUGACGUUAUUAUCUCACUGCCUUUACGGUCUGGAGAAAAUCUUUCAUGCAUCCAAGAUUUUAGUUUUUAAAAAUUGGAGGUUAGUUAGUGCCACACAUAAUGCUAUGAAGUUUGUCAUUUGAGAAAUAUGGGAAUGAAUCCACCUAGACUGUAGGGAAAUCAUAAAACUGCAUUUUUUGGUAGUAAAAUGCUCAAAUUGAACCCUUUGUUCAAAGGAUUACAAAUGUUACUGUAGAAAUGAAGAUAAGUUAGAAACCAAAUAGUUGUGAUAAUUAUGAUAACUGCACUUUACAACAAGGGUUGGGAGGUGUUGACACUGUAGAAGGUGUGUGUCAGGGUUUAACAGAGUUUCAGAUCUCCAUGCGAAUAUUUCUGUCCUUUCUGUUUGCAGAAUUCUUGAUUACGUCAACAUUAUUUUUGUGAAUAAAAGAGACCUAUAGAAAGCCUAAUGAAAUCUUAAGAACAUCUAUAGCAUGGACUGGUCCCCAAAUAUUUUGGAAAAAAUCCCAAUGAUCUCUAUGUAACUGAUUUACAUAUCACAGGUUCAAGUCAUUGUCUUAUUUCUGAUCUAGUUCUGUUUUGGAUUUUUGUGUCAUUGCAUGAUGUUUUUUAGUUGCAAGUUUUUAUAAUAAACUUAAAAUAAAUUUUAAAAAUUCAAAAUAAAGAAAGCUAAAAAUAUA
This is a messenger RNA of Peromyscus maniculatus bairdii (prairie deer mouse), 6787 nucleotides long. RefSeq names its product clavesin 2 (gene Clvs2). NCBI's taxonomy places the organism in Eukaryota, Metazoa, Chordata, Mammalia, Rodentia, Cricetidae. Gene Ontology annotation, biological process: lysosome organization. The record is from RefSeq and is a predicted model, not a curated record. Gene Ontology annotation, cellular component: membrane; trans-Golgi network; endosome. Gene Ontology annotation, molecular function: phosphatidylinositol bisphosphate binding.